GGCACCGCAGUACAACGCGAUCGUUUUCAACGUUCGUACGUAAAUCCACGUUCGUUAUAACCAAAACUUUCUUACGUCAAUUCAAUGGAUAUAACCUAAUACGCCGCGAGUGUUAAACUGUACGAUGUAGUGUGAUUAUUAUUGUAAAAUAAUAUGUUGUUUUAAACGAGUAUCGUGUGUUCAAUUAUGUAAAUAGUGUAGUGUGAAGCUAUGAGUAUUCAAAAGUGCCUUCUGGAUAACUCCAGUAGGAUGAUCAAAGCUAUGUCAACUGCGAAAUCAUCGAACAAUGAAGUCAAAACGGGGGUGCAAAGCGGCCUCAAAAAAGUCGGUUUGGCGAUGCUGUCUCUCUCCAUAUCCAUCGACGAUAAGAACAAAAAAACUACACGCAGUUGGAUAGAGUCCACGUUUCAGAAGAGGGAAUGCAAGUGCUUUGUGCCCAGCGCUAAGGACGAACACGUGUGCUGGUGCGGAUUGAGCAGGACAGCUCAUGGAGCCAACAUCCCAGUGGCGCCACCUGGGGAGGCGUGGGUCCCACAACGUCAUACUCAAGCUGGACCCACUGACGCUUAUGGCACUGUCGAAUUCCAGGGAGGACCACAUCCAACGAAAGCACAGUAUGUGCGGCUCUCCCAUGACACAAGACCAGACCUGAUCGUCCAACUUCUUACGCGGGAAUGGGCACUAGAACGACCAAAACUUCUCAUCACUAUACAAGGAGGGAAGGCAAAUUUUGACCUCCAGCCGAAACUUAAGAAGGUUUUGAGGAAAGGUCUUCUAAAAGCUGCGAAGACUACUGGAGCGUGGAUUUUUACUGGAGGGACCAACACGGGUGUAACUCGCCAGGUCGGGGAUGCGUUACAGCUGGAGAGAUCGCAGCGCGCUGGUCGUGUUGUCAGCAUUGGAAUAGCGCCCUGGGGUAUAGUGGAGGGCUCCAACGAGCUGAUCGGCAAAGGACGAGAUGUACCCUACCACGCUAUAGCUUCACCGAGAUCAAAGCUCGCUGUACUUAACAAUCGUCACGCCUACUUCCUGUUGGUGGACAACGGUUCUGUUGGUCGCUACGGAGCCGAGAUCGUGUUGAGAAGGAAGCUGGAGAAAUACAUAGCAGCGCAAAAGUUGCAUCCUUACACACACUCAUCAACACCAGUGGUGUGUUUGGUAAUCGAGGGUGGUACGAACACGGUGCGUGCUGUCCUGGAGUACGUCACGGAUACACCCCCUGUGCCUGUCGUGGUGUGCGACGGAAGCGGCAGAGCAGCAGACCUUAUAGCCUUCGUGUAUAAGUACGCAUCAGAGACAGGGGAGCAAACGAUGCUAGAGUCGAUGAGAGACUUCCUCAUCGACACGAUUCAGAAGACCUUCGAAGUUGGGCUUCAACAAGCCGAAUGUCUCUACAGCGAACUGCUUCAGUGCACCAAGAAGAAAAAUUUGAUCACGAUCUUCCGGAUUCAAGAACGCGCUGAAGGUGGAGAGGUACAGGAGUUAGACCAGGUUAUCCUGACGGCACUGUUCCGAGCCCAGCACCUGUCACCCAGCGAACAGCUGUCGCUGGCUUUGACCUGGAACAGGGACGACAUAGCCAGGUCCGAAAUAUUCGUGUAUGGACAGGAGUGGCCGCCAGGUGCCCUCGACGAAGCGAUGAUGCAAGCUCUCGAGCAUGACAGAAUUGAUUUCGUGAAGCUACUCCUUGAGAAUGGAGUUUCUAUGAGGAAAUUUCUAACUAUACCGCGUCUUGAAGAACUUUACAACACUAAGAGCGGGCCGAGCAAUACCUUAAGAUACAUCCUCAGGGAUGUCAGACCGCAUCUACCCAGAGGUUAUGUCUACACGCUGCAUGAUAUAGGAUUGGUCAUAAACAAACUGAUGGGAGGCGCCUACAGAUGCUACUACACCCGCCGCAAGUUCCGUCCGAUAUACGCGAAGGUGAUGAACAAAAGCGUAAAUGUUCACCGCAACAGCGCCUCCUUCACCCGUCACAAUGCUGGAGGACUAUCUCUCAUCACCGGUUUCAUGCCUGUCACCACCGAAAUGGCACUCUUCGACUACCCGUUCAAUGAAUUAUUGAUGUGGGCUGUGUUGACCAAACGCCAUCAGAUGGCAUUGCUAAUGUGGACUCAUGGGGAAGAGGCUCUCGCUAAAUCUCUAGUGGCCUGUAAGCUAUACAAAGCAAUGGCCCACGAAGCAGCAGAGGAUGAUAUGGAAACAGAAGUUUAUGAGGAGUUGAGGCAUUAUGGAAAAGAGUUUGAGACCAAAGCUCUCGAGCUGUUGGACUAUUGUUACCGUCAAGACGACGACCAAGCACAGCAACUACUGACUUGCGAACUUCAGAAUUGGUCGGGACAGACCUGUCUGAGUCUCGCCGUCGCUGCUAACCACCGCGCUUUGUUGGCCCAUCCCUGUUCCCAGAUCAUACUAGCGGACUUAUGGAUGGGUGGGCUGAGGACGAGGAAAAACACCAACCUCAAGGUAAUUCUGAGCCUGCUGUGUCCGCUGUACAUUCUGCAACUGGAGUUCAAGUCCAAGGAGGAACUGCAGCUCAUGCCGCAAACGGAGGAAGAGCAUCUCGAGAACGAGAGCUUAGAGGACGAUAGGAGCACCAGAGACCCUAAUGACGCUGAGCAGGCCUUGAUUGGCUCAGGGGCCGAAUGUGAAACUCGUGUUGAUCAGAACGGGAAGGUCGGCAAAAUCGGCUGGGAUCCAACAUACCGUGACCUGCCGGAGUACCACGUGCCGGAGGACAAGAGGAUGAGGCCGCUGAGAUUGAGGAAGAAGAUAUAUGAGUUCUUUACCGCACCGAUAACUAAGUUUUGGGCGGAUUCGAUCGCGUACAUAUUGUUCCUGCUGAUGUUCACCUACACUGUGCUCGUGAAGAUGGAUCCCACGCCGUCUUCACCCGAGAUAUAUUCAAUAUGUUACAUACUUACAUUCUUAUGCGAAAAAAUUAGAGAAAUAAUUACAUCGGAACCCGUAGCUAUAAGACACAAGUUCAGCGUGUGGGCCUGGAAUAUGUGGAAUACUUACGAUGCUGGCUUCAUAAUAUUUUUCCUAGUUGGUCUCACCCUGCGCUUGCGGGCUGUGUCCAUGGAUGUCGGCCGCGUCAUAUAUUGCGUUGAUAUAAUAUAUUGGUAUCUGAGGAUACUUAAUAUAUUGGGCGUCAAUAAGUAUUUAGGUCCUUUAGUCACGAUGAUGGGUAAAAUGGUUAAGAACAUGAUAUACUUCGUGGUUCUGUUACUCGUCGUGCUAAUGUCCUUCGGAGUAGCGCGGCAGGCCAUCUUAUAUCCUGACAAAGAAGCCAGCUGGUAUCUAAUAAGAGAGAUAUUCUUCCAACCGUACUUCAUGCUAUACGGGGAAGUGUUUGCCCCGGACAUUGAUCCACCUUGCGGUUUGGGGAUCGGGGACAAAAAGUGUGUGACCGGGAGAUGGAUUACGCCCAUAGCGAUGACGGUGUACCUCCUCGUGGCCAAUAUACUCCUCAUUAACCUCCUUAUCGCUGUCUUUAAUAAUAUAUUUAAUGAAGUCAAUGAAGUCUCGCAUCAGGUCUGGAUGUUCCAAAGGUUCACUGUUGUCAUGGAGUACGAACAGAAACCAGUCCUACCGCCUCCAUUAAUAAUAUUCUGUCACAUUUACGCCACAUGCAAAUGGGUCACCAGAAACGUGUCCCAUAAAAGAUUUCAAUAUGAUAAUGGACUGAAACUUUUCUUAGAAAAGGAAGAUAUGGAAAGGUUGUAUGACUUUGAAGAGGAGUGUGUAGAAGGAUAUUUUAGGGAACAGGAGGUAAAACUAUCGAAUUCGAUCGAAGAAAGGGUGAGGAAUACGACAGAUAGAGUUGAAAAUAUCACGACCAAAAUAGAGGACCUAAAUCAAAAGGCAAAUUGUCAAGUGCAAUCUGUGAAGAGCGUAGAGUUCAGACUUAGAAAACUUGAAGACGUGGCUGAGCAGACGAUGAACCACCUAGCAGUGAUCCAUCGGUUCAUGGCCACUCAUCCGUCUCUGGUCAACCGAGGCUCCACGGACACCCUGGGGCCCCCGCCGCCAACCUUCCAAACAGGUGGCGCUAGACUACGAACCGCCAGCGACAGAUCCGAGGUGCUGUCGGACAGUGACACCGCCGCUCGGUUCAUCGUCCGGCCCGUGCAAGAGGAGGACGAGCUCGCCUCGCAACCCUCCGAAGAGGAGUUACCUCAAUCAGGGCCAGAGGUUCCAGUUGAAAAGGAACCAGAGGCGGAUUCAAUUUCCACAUCAUCAGCUGGCAGCGUUGCCGGUCCUGACGUGACAGUCAUCAGGCCAACUGCCCCAGCAACACCAGCAAGACAAAGGUCAUCCGACAGCAAUAGAACUGAACCUAGUGACGAGAAGAAAGUGUCAUCGGCUGUUGACGACGCAUUUUUACCGGAAGUUCGUGAGGUACCGACGGAAUUAAGUAGUCUUCGUCCACGUACCACGUCUGCGGGUACGAGAAGGACUGCCAAUACCAGACGGCGUUCCGAGGGGGGCAACGACUGUGGCAUGGGCGGCCACUCAACGCAGCAUCUGGCUCCGAGAAGACAACACAGCCAGACGCAUUCAGAGCCAGAUAACUCGGCCGUUGACGCCGGCUCCUUGCAAAAUUCUGUCACAGGUUGGGAGGCAACGGGGGGUGCUGCUGGCAUUUCAUCAGGUCGCACUCGUGUGGGCGGAGCUCCUAGAUCUCUGCUCCUAGCCAUGCACGAAUACACCAGCAUAACGGAUGAGCUUGAAACAGCCUAUGGAUUAUUCUCCCCACCUCAUACUCCUAGAACGCCUAUAACAAAUCGUCUGCUAUCCCCUGGUCGAGCGUCUCCAAGACGACGUCAUGCAAGUGAGAUGUCGAACCCAGAGUUCGCUCUCUUCAUGGAGAAGGAGCAUCUCCGAGGAGCGGAGGAAGAUGACUACAUCAUAAUGGAGAACCUCAUCCAAAGACGCCUAGAAAUGGAGUCUCUGCUGGGCAGAUACGAUGAUGACGAAGGAGAGGGGGCCUCGGCGGGAUCCGGGGGCCAAGCUGUCGGGGGGCCCGACGUCGGGGUCAGUAUCAGCGUGUGCGUGAACAGCGUUCCAGAUCAGACCUCAACUCUACUCACUGUUAGCGACCGGCGAAUCCCUCAUCAGAGACACUCUCUGCGGAGAUCUUCUGCUAUCGACAGUCGUGAGCUGCCGUCUCCUCUCCAGCCCCUCCUGGGCGAAGAGUGUGGGGAAGUGCUCCUUCCAGUACCCCGACAGCCUUCAGGAGACACGAACGCCUCCAGUGAGUUGUCUCUGUCGCACAUGGUGAGUGAGAGCCUCCCUCCGCGGCCGUCCAUCGUCCUGGACUCCUCGCAGCUUCCUCGUCAGCGCUCAGCGGAACAGCCCCAGCCGCCGCAACCCUCGAGGCCGGAGACCAUGUGUUAGAUUUUAUAAAGGAUUACGAAGAACACAGCGAAUAUAGAAAACGACCAAACUUGUUUUGAAACUUUUUUUAAUAUGGCAACACCAAAAAAUACUUAAUAAUAAGUAGCUAGUAUUAACCGUAUCAAUGUUUUAGGUAGAGAUUGUAAGAGGACGUAAAAUAGUAUUUAAUAUGGUUGUUAAUCGUAAGCCAAGUCUAAAGAUGAAAUUAAUACGCCCAUCAGACAAACACACACAUUUAUAUACCCUUUCAUAAUGGUAUUGAUUUUUAAUUUUAUUUAUGGCAACAAUAAAAUUUAUACCAACUCCAUUAUUAUUACAUUAUAACAUUUUAUUUAUUUAACAAAUAUUUAUAAUAAUUUUAUUUAUUUUAAUUUUACACAUUAAAAGACACUUUAAACGAUACCAAUGAAGAUUUCAUUUUCAAUAAAAAAAAAAUUACAUAGUUGCAUAGAAACCUAACGACUUGUCACUUUGACAACUGUCAUUAAUGUCCGAAAGGAGACACUUGUCACUUAAUAACUAUAUCUUCAAUAAUUUUAUCAUUGUCAGCCGAAAAUAAUUUUUUAAUAGUUUUUCAAAUAGUACAUUUUUCGCUUCCUUUAAAUAAACGUUGAUAAAAAUAUAACUUUUAUUUCUGGUUUUAAAAGAUUUAUUGCUUGAAAUUUUAAAAGCAAGCAUGCGUGGCAGACACGUAUAGAAAAUUGUGAAUAAAAGUAUAAUAUCCUAAUAUAUAAGAAUAUAAUAAUUUUAUCUACAAUUUUUUUUUCUCAUACCCCAUAUCAAACUGUAUCGCGGCCAUUUUUUAUUUAUUCUCGAAAUUUGUCCAUUAAAUUAUACCAAAUUUUAUCACUCUAGAAAAAUAUAAAUACAAUAUUACUUAUAUAAUAUCACAUAAAUCUUUUAUAACCAACGCGUUGUUUGUGAAUAUCUGCCAAUAUUUAUUUAGUUACAACACAUCUGUCAGUGUAAAGGAAAUCAAGUCGACCAUGUUGAUAUAGUGCAGAAAGUUUUCAUCAUAAUUUUAAAUUUUUACACAAAUUAAAUUACUGACUUAUGUUUCAGAGAUAUCGAAAAUAACGUAUUUAUUAAAAAAUAUCUAUAAAACUGCGAAUGAAAAUAUAUUAUCUAUAUAGAUAAGAAUAUAAUAAUUUUAUCUACAAUUUAUUUUCUCCAAUACCCCAUACCGUCAUAUUUUUAUAUAUAUUCUCGAUAUUUGCAUUUUAACUUUCACUACGAAUUGAAAAAUAUCAAAUUUUAUAACUCUAGAAAAGUUGUGAUCGUGAAUAUCAUAUAAAUGUCUCAUAACGAGAGUAUCGUGAACUAUUUGCCAAUAAAUAUCACAUAUCUAUUAGUGUGAAGGAAAAUUAAAACGGUCAACAUAUAAAAGAUAAUCUUUUGAUCAUAGUUUUAUAUUUUUACACAAAUUUAAUUACUGACUCGUGUUUCGGAGAUAUUGAAAGUGACGUAGUUAUAACAGAAAUAUCCAUUCAUAUCUGACAUGUCAAAAAUUAACGCGUUUACAAAAUGGCGACGACGAAAAAAAAAAUUGUUUAUGUACAGUGUAGUCUAUGUAAAGAGUAGUCUAUGGUCUAAACAUUGACAAUACGCGCACUAGAGCUCAUGUAAGUAUAAGUAAGUAUCGGAUUCGACUACAUAGUGUAGAAGACACAAAUAUAAAUCGUCUGUUUGUUUGUACAUAAGUUAUAAGUAGAAAAUAUAAUAAUAAUAAUUUUUUUGUCUAUUCUAGCUUUCUUAAUCUGCUUUUCUAAUACUUUAUAUAUCUAACCUAAUAUAAAAUAUUAUAUGUCUGUACUGACUUAAUGUGAAUUAAAAAGUUAGCCAAAACCAAUUAACGAUUACGUUAGUUAAGUUGCCUUGAUAACUGACGAAAACUAUGAACUGGUCAGUAUAGUGAGGUUUCUAACACACUAAGCGCACAGAAACAAUAAUUUGCUAGGUCACAAGUUCCACCGACACUGCUCGAUUAUCCAUAAAUAUGUGAAUGAGACGGGAACUGUACAGUUUUGGUUAACUUCUUAACUCGAACUAAGAUAUCGAAUAGUGCAAUUCGUUUCAUACAUAUUAAUAGCUAGCUAAGUAAUACUAAGUCCUGAAUAAAACGACUGGCAUUAUAUUGCUGAGAAACUAUUUAUAUUUUAAAUCUAUUUAUUAUAUCAUAUAUUCUACUUCUAUAAAAUAUUACUUCUGUACAUAUCACAGAGACUUUAUAUACAUAUAUAUAUCUUUACAUAUAUACGCAUGCUAUAUAUGAGGCCCUUAUUUAUUAGUAACACUACCUAUUUAUUCGUAUAUGAUUUUUUUAUUAUCUGUCACUUUCUACAAUAUAUAUACUAUACGAAGUUUAUUUUUUUAAAGCACAAAUCAAUCCACGCUCAUCACGGAUGUGUUCAGUUUUACCAAAUUUCGUAUAAUGAAUGUUAGGUGGAAAUAUUGUUUUUCAACAUACGCAAUAAUACAUUUGUGUUAGUCGUAAUGAUUUUAUGAGUAUUAUAUUAGAUAAGUGUUCGUUAACAUAUAGUAAAUGUUCAUGUAAAUGACAGCUGACUCGUUUUUUACAAGUGUACGUAUCUAAGCACUUCGAAUCAUUGUUGAUAACAAGUUAUCCGACUUCAGAGAGCCAGUACUUAAGACUCUCGAGUAUCCAUUUAAACGAAACUAAUAUUUACGGAUUAUACUAGUAUUUUAUUAUUUUAAAAACUACAUACUCCCGACAUUCAGAUCACGUCCGCCCGUGAUCACGGUUGCUGCAAAGUAACCGAACGUCUAAGUAUAUUAGUUUCAUUUAAACCGAUGCUUAUAUUAAAUUUUCAUAUGUAAAAAGCUGUAAUUUCCUUAUUUUAUUUUUGUCUGUAAUAUUUAUAUCUCCACUUAAUCGUUCGUGUUUGACUCGACGCUUCAUUGAGCACAGCUUAUCGCGAACUUUUUUUGCUUCCAGCACUUUUUCUGUAUAAGAUAUAUGAAUUCUGUUCCUAUUGGGAUUCCUUCACUAUCAGUUUGUAAGAGUGACAGCACUUUGUCUGUACAUUGAUACAAUAAACAUAUUUGUGAUAUA
This is a messenger RNA of Danaus plexippus (monarch butterfly), 8476 nucleotides long. It is a transcript of the gene Trpm, whose product is annotated as transient receptor potential cation channel trpm. Bases 211 to 5403 code for a protein of 1730 amino acids. Gene Ontology annotation, cellular component: membrane. NCBI's taxonomy places the organism in Eukaryota, Metazoa, Arthropoda, Insecta, Lepidoptera, Nymphalidae. Gene Ontology annotation, molecular function: monoatomic cation channel activity. The record is from RefSeq and is a predicted model, not a curated record. Gene Ontology annotation, biological process: protein tetramerization; monoatomic cation transmembrane transport. The transcript has 33 exons.